Epinephelus moara (kelp grouper) is the source of this 2479-nucleotide messenger RNA. RefSeq names its product 1-acylglycerol-3-phosphate O-acyltransferase 9, like (gene agpat9l). Gene Ontology annotation, molecular function: glycerol-3-phosphate O-acyltransferase activity. Gene Ontology annotation, cellular component: endoplasmic reticulum. The coding region runs from base 128 to 1468 and encodes 446 amino acids. Lineage: Eukaryota; Metazoa; Chordata; Actinopteri; Perciformes; Serranidae. The transcript is spliced from 14 exons. Gene Ontology annotation, biological process: triglyceride biosynthetic process. The record is from RefSeq and is a predicted model, not a curated record.
GUUUUCUCUCUGAGCUCAGUCCUCUGAGUUAUUCCCAGGAAGGAAGGGCAUGGACUCACGUCUGACAGGACUGCAGUACAUCUGAGCCACAGGGCUGCUCUUGUGUACCUCAGGGAAUAAGGUGAAGAUGGAGGAUUUCUGGGCAUUGGCCCUUUGGGCCCUGACGAUUUGGCUGUACCUCGUCAUCAGCCUCAUCAUGAUCCCAGCCAUGUUUGGCUUCUCACUGGGCAUCUCUGAGACCUACAUGACCAUCCUGGUGAAAACCUUGGAGUGGGCCACUCUGAAGAUACAGAAGGUAUACGCAGAUGAACGAACACUCACAGCCUCUGCAUCUAAUGGUCUCAUCCAGAGGGAGGAUGGCUCUAUGGAGAAAGAGUUAGAGGAACUCAGACGCAGUCGCCCCAAACCACCAGUGGGCGGUGAUUUUACGCUUAGUGACUCUUUCUACUUCACCCGGAAAGGAAUUGAGAGCAUUGUAGACGAUGAGGUUACCCAGCGGUUCUCGUCAGAGGAGCUGGUGUCGUGGAACUUACUGACUCGCACCAACAACGAUUUCCAGUACAUCAGUCUGAAGCUGACGCUCGUCCAUGGCAUUGGCAUCUUUGUGAGAUACUGCAUCCUCGCCCCGCUCAGGAUAACUCUGGCUUGCAUCGGCCUCACCUGGUUGGUCAUAGGAACAUCCGCCGUUGGAUUACUUCCAAAUUGGAGGAUGAAGUUUUGGCUCAGUGAAUGGGUCCAUGUGAUGUGCUACAGGAUCUGUGCUCGAGGACUCUCUGCCACCAUCCGCUAUCACAACAGGGAAAAUAAACCCCAAAAAGGAGGAAUCUGUGUCGCCAAUCACACCAGUCCUAUCGACAUUGUGAUUCUCUGCAAUGAUGGGUGUUAUGCUAUGGUGGGGCAGGUACACGGAGGUUUGAUGGGAGUCGUCCAGAGAGCCAUGGUGAGGUCGUGUCCUCAUGUCUGGUUUGAGAGAGCAGAGAUGAAAGAUCGCCACCUAGUGACCAAAAGGUUGAGGGAUCAUGUGAAUGACAAGACAAAGCUUCCCAUAUUGAUAUUUCCAGAGGGAACCUGUGUCAACAACACAUCUGUCAUGAUGUUUAAAAAGGGAAGUUUUGAAAUUGGAGCGACGAUAUAUCCAGUAGCCAUUAAGUAUGACCCAAAGUUCGGAGAUGCUUUCUGGAACAGCUCCAAGUACAGCAUGGUCAAUUACCUGCUGAGGAUGAUGACCAGCUGGGCCCUCGUCUGUAACGUCUGGUACCUGCCAGCUAUGCACCAACAGGAGGGGGAAGAUGCUGUCCAGUUUGCCAACAGAGUGAAGUCAGCCAUUGCUCGACAGGGAGGGCUGCUGGAUCUACAGUGGGAUGGAGGCCUGAAGAGAGCAAAGGUGAAGGAGUCUUUUAAAGAGGAGCAGCAGAAGCAGUACAGCAGCAUGGUGGUGGGAGACGACAGCAGCAGCAACAGUGACUGAGAUUACCCGACCGGUAUGCUGUACAAAUCCCAGCCCUGUGGAGUUUAUACACUGGAAACAGGCCUCGCUCCUCUUGUAUGCUCUCAUUAGCUGGACCUGAUAGGGAAUACUGCCAAGUGGACUUUUUAAAACACACUGUGAAACCUCAGGUACAUCUAACAGGAGGAGAGUCUCCGACAACGGAAGUGCAAUGUUGAACUUUAUGAGGAGCAGAUUUUUUAAAAGGGAAAACUCUGUUUUUACUGCUGCUAAAGAAACUGUAGCUACUGUUGUGAUUGAAUGUUAAUGCUGAGGAAAUGCUCUGAAUGAAACGUGUGAAGAUAAGCCACUGGUCCGAAAAACUGGAUUCAUGAACAUCACAGUCAGUCGACAUUUUCAUGUGAUGUUCAUUGUUUUUAAGCUCAAUUUUAGUUUACAAUUUCAGUGCUCAUUGUGUGAUUACACAGUGGCAAAAACAACCUGGAGGUAUUUUGUGGUUGUGCUGUUUUAUAACAUAACAUGACAUAUUUUUUAAUACAACAAAUGCACAGAGAUAAUUGCCGAGACAACUGUGAUAUAAGCAUUUAAAUACUGGUUUGAUACUGUGCAGAAUUAUACUGCAAUGUAAUUAACACUGGUAAGCACCUAUUUAACAGUUUUCAUUUAAAAGACCUGUUUGAGCAAACGUUGUUUUUUUAAUUUAACACUGAUAGACAUGAUACACUGAGUUAGUUCUUGCACAGUGUUUUUGGUAACCUUUGACCUCUCACUCUUUUCUCACAGUACUGCAAGGGUAAACAACAGGCACAAGGGUUUGGCACUUAAAUAACACAUAAUAAUGUUGUGAAAGAAAGUUCGUUGAAUGUCCACAUGAGAUGUGACGGGUUUAAAGGAGAACACACAGCCGAGACUUUUUGGAUCUCCCUCCACUGGGUAGCUUUCCUGAAGUGUGAUCCUCACUGCUCUCGUUUGUCUGUGGGUUCCCCUCUUUGGCUCCUAAAAGCAAAUUAAAGGCGGAUUUUUUUAACAGUU